Molecule: messenger RNA, 675 nt
Organism: Salvia splendens (bonfire salvia)
Lineage: Eukaryota; Viridiplantae; Streptophyta; Magnoliopsida; Lamiales; Lamiaceae
Exons: 1
Coding region: 1-675 (224 amino acids)
Biological process (GO): DNA integration
Molecular function (GO): nucleic acid binding
Source: RefSeq, a predicted model, not a curated record
AUGCGAAAAUAUGGAGUCCACCAUCGCUUAUCCACACCUUACCACCCACAAUCCAAUGGCCAAGCUGUAAUCUCUAAUAGAGAAAUCAAGGCGAUUCUAGAAAAGAAAGUCAAUCCCACGAGGAAAGACUGGAGCCGACGACUGGAGGACGCACUUUGGGCCUACAGGACAGCGUUCAAAACGCCUAUUGGAAUGUCCCCAUACCGGCUGGUAUUUGGGAAGAUGUGCCAUCUGCCAGUGGGAGUUGAGCACCAAGCUUACUGGGCAAUCAAGGAAAUGAAUAUGAAUACCGAGUCUGGAGCCGUAGAAAGGAGGAUGCAGUUACAGGAGCUGGAAGAACUUCGUCUGGACUCCUAUGACUCUACCAUGUGGUACAAAGAAAAAAUGAAAAUGUGGCAUGAUAAGAACCUUCGCAAGGAGGAACUCAAGGUGGGCCAGAAGGUACUGCUGUUCCAGUCCAGACUGAAAUUGAUGCCAGGAAAGCUUAGGUCAAGAUGGAUAGGCCUGUAUACCAUUGUCGCCAUCCGAACGAAUGGAGCAAUCAAACUCCAAGGAAGCGAUCCAAACUCGCCUUCAUUUAUGGUGAAUGGUCAUAGGGUGAAGCCGUACAGAGAGGGAAUGAAGACAUUUGUGGUGGAAGACAUUCCACUAUUCAUGCCUGACCCUCGACAGUAA